AUGAACGUAACCUCUCCAAUUCAACAAGUUCGAAAUGAUGUCAAGAAAAUGUUAAAACAAUUUGACACCAACAAGAACAAGACCAUUUCAUUUACUGAAUUGGUAUCCCACUUGGAAAAGACUGACAGCAAGAAUGCCAUUGAUACUGCCAAUGUCAUGUUUAUGAUCCUUGACUCUGAUAAUGAUGGCAUGAUUGAUGUUUCUGAAUUGGCUACUCAAUCUGAAUCAUUUGAUGAUCCCCGUGUUCAAGAUCGUAUUAAAUCAGAGACUGCUCGUUUAUUAAAGUUUUUCGACAAGAAUCAAGACGGACAAGUAAACAGAGAAGAAGCCUUGCAAGCCUUUUCCAAGAGCAAGAACCCAGAAAUUCAAGUUGACCGUCUCUUUGCCACCUAUGACAGAGACCACAACAACAUCAUUACCAUUGAAGAAAUUAGACGUGGAAAGUUUUUGGAAACUUUUGGAGGAAAAUAA
Cavenderia fasciculata is the source of this 471-nucleotide messenger RNA. RefSeq names its product calcium-binding protein (gene cbpD1). NCBI's taxonomy places the organism in Eukaryota, Evosea, Eumycetozoa, Acytosteliales, Cavenderiaceae. Gene Ontology annotation, molecular function: calcium ion binding; calcium-dependent protein serine/threonine phosphatase regulator activity. The transcript has 3 exons. Bases 1 to 471 code for a protein of 156 amino acids. The record is from RefSeq and is a predicted model, not a curated record.